GGCCCAUAAAAUACGAAAAAGCGCUCACUUCGAAUCGGAAAUUAUUCCAAUUAGGAGUGAUUUGGGGCUAAAAUGAAGAUUUCAGUAAUGACCAGUAAAUGAUCCUGUUAACAGAUGCUGUUCUUAACUUGAGCUCAGAAUUUUUAGUCAAUCAUGGGGUCCGUCACACAGUUCGCGCUUGGCGCGGCGGCCGGUGUUGCUCUUUUCAUGGGAGCGAACGCAGCCAGACGGUUCUUUUUCCUUCCAAGAACCACGAACCAGACAGAAGGGAGAAAUUCACCCGACGAUCCUUUGCCGAGAUCUUCGGAACACAUGCACUCAAUACAAAGUGCAGUAACCCCGGUGCGUAAUUUAUCUGAUAUUUCUGAGGCGGAAGGAAAUGCUGUCAGUGACGAUCUAGACACCAAAGUAGAAGGACAACAUCUUUUGAACCUCCUGUUCAACAUCGCAGAAGAUCAGGCGAGAAAAGAAGGGUACAUUCACCGUGGAAUUACCUGUAACUCUUGCCAAGCAAGUCCAAUUUGCGGAAUACGAUAUAAAUGUUCUAGUUGUGUUGACUAUGAUGUGUGCGAACGUUGUGAAGCGAGAGAUGAUCACAACAAAACUCAUCUGUUUCUAAAGAUCAGAAUUCCAAUGCCUCCACUCACAAAUCCCAGAGCACCCUGCCUUAAACCUCUCUACCCAGGUAUCAAGGAUCACCCCUGUGACUUGUCUUGGGAUGACGUUCAAAGUCUCCAUAAGCAAACUUAUUUUGAUCAUUCAGAGAUAGAAGCCCUUGUUGAACAGUUCAAAACUCUUGCCACUAAGAAAGAAGGAAUUACACGUGAGGUGUUUGACAAAUGUUUAGGACCCUUGGGACAACACAAGAACCUUGUAAUGGAUCAGAUGUUUAAAUUUUAUGAUCAAAAUAGUGAUGGUAUUAUUGAUAUUGAUGAGUUUGUCAUUGGUUUGUCAAUUCUUGUGAAAGGUAGUGAGAAAGAGAAGAUCCCCUAUGCUUUUGCAGGCUGUGACAUUGAAAAGAAAGAAUACAUUUCUAAAGAGAACCUAAGAAACAUGUUCAAAGCAUACUUUGAAAUUAGCCUUGAACUUGUCCGAGAUGUUGUGAGAUCAUGUGAAGAAGAAAUGAUGGCAUCUUUUGAUGAUUCAGGUGACAAACCUGUUUCUUCAAUAUUUAAUGCCCCUAUUCCAAGCAAUGCAGGACCUUCCACGGCAAAUGGUAAACCAGUGAUGUUAAUGAACAACCCUGGAAGCAGCACAAGUGCAAAAGGAGUUGAUGGCAGGUGGCCAAUAAUGGAAGCUAUGUCACAGGAUGCCAUUGAUGAGAUGGUGAACAAUGUCUUCCACUGUGCAGAUAAAGACAAGGAUGGCAAGAUUUCUUUUGAAGAAUUUGAAGCUUGGGCAACUAAUGACAACACUAUUCUUGCAUGGUUUGAGGCUCUUGGUACAAUCUUUUAGCUCUUGAACUACAGUUGUAAUAUGAUAAGAACUUUUUUUAAGUGUCUCUUCCCCUGAUUUGCUCUGACGAAGGGCUAACGCUUGAAACAUCAGCUUUUGGA
Molecule: messenger RNA, 1556 nt
Organism: Stylophora pistillata
Lineage: Eukaryota; Metazoa; Cnidaria; Anthozoa; Scleractinia; Pocilloporidae
Molecular function (GO): zinc ion binding; calcium ion binding
Source: RefSeq, a predicted model, not a curated record